This is a messenger RNA of Theobroma umbraticum, 1461 nucleotides long. RefSeq names its product MLO-like protein 13. NCBI's taxonomy places the organism in Eukaryota, Viridiplantae, Streptophyta, Magnoliopsida, Malvales, Malvaceae. Gene Ontology annotation, cellular component: membrane. The record is from RefSeq and is a predicted model, not a curated record. Gene Ontology annotation, biological process: defense response.
UUGGGAAGAUAGGAUUUCUAAAGUAGAAAAGGGUAUAGACACUCAUAACCAACAUCUUCAAAAAGUACUCGAGAAACAUGCAUGGGGAUAUUGGAGAAAGGCAGCUGUUGUGAGCUGGACCAUGUCAUUUUUUAAACAGUUUCGUAGCCCUGUUACCCUGUCAGAGUACAUAGCACUUCGAGAAGGAUUUAUCAUGACCCAUUGCCCUGACGUACGUGAAUUUGAUUUUCACAAUCACAUGACAUUGUCACUUGAAAGGGACUUCAGACAUGUUGUUGGCAUAAGCUGGUACCAAUGGCUGUUUGUGGUGGUGUUUUUGACAUUGAAUGUGGAAGGAUGGCAUGCGUAUUUCUGGUUAUCAUUUCUACCUGUAAUUCUUCUACUUCUUGUGGGAGCCAAGCUGGAGCACAUAAUAGUUCGUUUAGCUCAAGACGUUGAUGAAAUGAAGAAGCUGCAGGGGCAGGAAGCAGCACCAGUAAAACCUUCCGAUGAAUACUUUUGGUUUAAUCGCCCUCGGAUCAUUCUUCACUUUAUUCACUUUAUUCUAUUUCAGAAUGCCUUUGAGAUUGCAUUCUUCUUCUGGAUCUUGUGGACCUAUGGUUUCCAUUCAUGCAUCAUGGGAAGAAAAGGCUUUAUCAUCACUAGACUCAUAAUGGGUGUAAUUGUUCAAUGUCUAUGCAGUUACAUCACCUUGCCCUUGUAUGCUCUUGUCACAAAGAUGGGAACGUCUUUUGAGCCAGUGCAACCUCAACGGCAAUCAUCUAUGAACAUUUGAACGAAGAAACAGAAAGGGGACACCAGAAAGAUGGGCUAAUCUGGUGCAAGUGUGAAACACAUGAAUAAGCUGGAAAAAGAAUCAUCUUGAAGUGUUCACAUUGGACAGCUAGAAACGAUCAGUAUUGAAGAAACCACUAAAUCAAAAAUAGAUCUGUGGUGUGCAGAUCAAACUAUCCUGGCCCUGCAAUGCUUUUCAGACAGUGGUGUUGCACAAAACUGUUCUUAGGAACAAAAUACACUGGAUAUUUAACUCUAAACAUUAACAAUGGAGGACAGGAUUAGGUUCAGAUAUAUAGAAUAAACGAUAACUCAUGUAACAAGCAGGAAAGGAAUAAUAGAUAUUAGCCCAUUUUGUUGAAGUUGGCUGACUAUGCUGCCGCAUCAAACAAGCUUGAGCUGAGUUGGAUUUGCCUCUGAAUUUUUCCUGUUGUAUUGAUAUUUGAUGAAACAUAAUAAAAACAGCAUUAACUCAGUUCAAACACGGAAGCAUUAAAGACUAAGACCAAUGAAAGAACAGAAGCAGUGCAGGAAUUGUUUAAGCUCUUGGUUUUAAACCGAAAUUUUCCCUCUCAUUGCUUUCAUUCAGAAUAGGGUUUAUAUACAGGCAAGUUUACUCCAAUGAUCGUGACAUAAGCUUGUAAAACACACUAACUAAACUUUGCAAGUAAUCUGGGCAGAGUUCAA